CCAUUUUUCGGAAUUUUAUAUCAAUUCAUACCGAUUCAGAGUAAGUUUAGUUUUUUAACUUUUAUUUUAAGAGAACUAUUUAAUUUCUUUUAACUUUUUUUAGAAUUUUUAUAUGUACUUGGUUCGUAUUUCGAGAAAUUAAAUUCUUGCUCCUAUUUAACAUGGUUUGCCAAUGUACCGUUAAUUAUAACAACCGAUACUGAUAUUAUUAAACAUAUUCUUAACUCUGAUGUGUUUCUUAAUAAAUCGGGUGUUAUCUAUGAUACAAUGAAUGAUGCUAUGCCUGAUGGUAUUAUUACCAGUAAAUAUUUCAAAUGGAAACAUAAUCGUAAAUUAAUGAAUCCCUCUUUUGCUCCUCAAAUCAUACAACAGUUUGUACCGAGUUUUAAUAAAUUCUCGAAACGAAUUUCUAAGUAUUUUGAGUCUUUGAGGCCCGGUGAGGAACAUGCUAUAUUUGGUCAUAUAAAACAGGAAAUUUUGGAAAUGGCUGUGGGCAACACCAUGGGUCCGGUACUGGCAGAAAGUGAAAACUUUAAUGGAAAUUUGGCAAACAAUUUCAAUAAAUUAUUGGGAAAAAUGGUCAUUGGCACAUCAUUAUCUUUUUUAAAACUUUCAUUUCUAAUACGAACAUCCAGUUAUUAUAAAAUCAUUGACAAUUUAAAAUGCUAUAUGAAAAAUUUAAUUAAGCGUAAAAUGGGUUCAACUAUUGUCAAUGAAGAUAAAUACUUUUUAGAUCGUGCUAUAAAAUAUCAACAACAAAAAGUAUUUACUAUAAAUGAUGUGAUAACAGAGACCUAUACCAUGAUUAUAGGGUCUUUUGAAACCAUUUCUACCACCUUAUACUCCAUCAUUAUAAUGUUGGCCAUGCACCAAGAUGUUCAGCAAAAACUUUAUCAGGAAAUAAUACAAGUUAUCGACGAUACCGAGAACGUAGAUUAUAAACAUUUGGAUCAAUUGCCCUAUCUUAAUAUGGUUAUCGAUGAAACCUUACGCCUAAUGCCUCCUAUACCUUUAAUAGGACGAGAAUCAUUGGAAAAUUGCCAGUUAACCAAUGCCAUUGAACUGCCUAAAGGUUUUCAAAUAUUAAUUUCCAUCUUUCACUUACAUCGCCGCCAAGAUCUUUGGGGUACUAAGGCCACACAAUUUAAUCCUGACAAUUUCUUACCGGAAAAUAUAGAGAAACGUCAUCCAUAUGCUUAUAUACCCUUUUCAAAGGGGGUGCGUAAUUGUAUAGGCUGGCGUUAUGCUCAUAUUGCUUUAAAGGUUUUGAUGGUAAAUCUGGUGAGAGAUUUUGAAUUUUCCACCGACUUUCAAUAUGAUAAAUUGAUAUUUAUCAAUCAAGUGAGCUUACGUUUUCUCAGCGAACCGAAAAUACAAUUAGUAAAGAGAAAGGUUACCAGCAACUAGAUGAUUUAAAAUGGCUGAUGAUUGAAUUAUCUUUAGGAUAUAAUUGCUUAUAUAGAUCCGUUAAAAAGUUGGACAUGGUUAUAUUAUGAUAUUAUCUAUACCCAGGGUGCUUUGCUACCCUAGAAGCAAUAUAAAUAA
This is a messenger RNA of Lucilia cuprina (Australian sheep blowfly), 1545 nucleotides long. Its product is annotated as probable cytochrome P450 313a4. Lineage: Eukaryota; Metazoa; Arthropoda; Insecta; Diptera; Calliphoridae. Gene Ontology annotation, molecular function: iron ion binding; heme binding; oxidoreductase activity, acting on paired donors, with incorporation or reduction of molecular oxygen. Bases 268 to 1407 code for a protein of 379 amino acids. The record is from RefSeq and is a predicted model, not a curated record. The transcript has 7 exons.